This is a messenger RNA of Rotaria socialis, 2212 nucleotides long. The record is from the annotation of a GenBank genome assembly. Lineage: Eukaryota; Metazoa; Rotifera; Eurotatoria; Philodinida; Philodinidae.
GCGUCGUGGUCUUGCUGGACAGAAUGUGUCGCAACGAGCACCUCAUGUCGUACUCGAAUGUGUCGUGCUUUGUGUCGUAGUUUACGACACAUCCGACACAUUUUUACUUAGUGUGAACGAUGCCAUUAUUUACGUCGUCACGCAUGGGAGGAAAGAAAGAAUUAAAAAGAGCGGUUGAUAUAUGUGCAUCUCGAGUUGGAUUACACGUAUAAGAAAUGCAUAAAGUAUAAAGACGAAACAAGAAUGUAUAAGAAUAAAUAAGUAAAUAGCUUGUUAGAGUACUCUCUAACACAUUCGAUAGGGUUUAUGAGAAUGCAACGUAUGAUACACCCUUUUAAAGUUGUUCAGUCGUAUAAACACUAUGAUAAACCUUUCGGCACGUGGUGUACCCAUUUGAUAAACCUUUUUAUUUCGUCUUUUUAUGGGUAGAUAAGAGGGUUUAUCGCAUGCUACUAAACGGUUGAAAAAGGUAUAUCAUAUGUUGCAUUUUCAUAAACGCUUUUAACGUUUAUCAUUCGGCGCUUUUUUGAUCAGUGUAGGAUUGGGAGUGCACGCUAAAGGAAGAUACAUUUACAGACCCACUCACGCUCACCAAUCCGUACCCUCACGAGGAACCAUAUCUGCUGUGUUUGAAGACCUCGUCGAUAUCCACUGCCUUUAUCAGUUUUUAUCUUCAGAGCUAUAUGGUUGCAUAAAGAAACGAGUAUGGCUACUGCUCUGCAUGUCGAAGCUUGUGUACGAUGCACUGAAACAUAUAGUCGAACGCGUUUGUCUCUGUGUCGAUGUAAUCAUUGUUCGAAGGCACUUUGCUUCGACUGCAUCAAAGAGCACCAUGAUGAGUUGCUUCAAAAUAUCACUCAACUUUCCCAUCGAUUUAAUGAAGUGCAAGAACUGUGCAAGGCAAAACAGCAGAUGAUUGAGAAUGAAGCGUUACAAACAGUCAUUGAAAUUGACCACUGGUAUAGUAGAUUACUCGAGACGAAAAAGACUGUUGUUUAAAAUAUUGAACAAUCAAGAAAAGAUGGCCAGGUAAUGUUCACAUAUUUUAGUUUCCUCAUUGUUCGAGUUUUUGAAAUUCAUUUUAUAGGCUCGUGUUUCAAAGCUUCUGUCGAACUUACAAGUGGUAUCUGCUGACAUUCAAGGUCUUACCAAACAAAUCAUUUAUGAGCCAACGCGAACGGCUAACAUAUUGGAAGAGUUUGGUACAAUUGAGCUAGAUCUAAAUAAGCUAGUGAUUACUAAAAAAUUGGAUCUGCCAGAGAUAACACCCAAAGGUGAAUUGCAAUUCGAAAGCAUUAUUGGUCCAACUAUAAAUACAGAAGGCUUAGUUCAAUCUUGCUUAACAACACCAUUCAAUGAUAACAAUGAGACAGCAGCCAAAGAUGAUCCGAUUAACUUAAGUCCAUGGAACGAAAAUUCUCUUGCAGAUGAAAGCUUACCAGUUGACCUUAUUUCAACAACAUAUCCGGUCGAUUGCUUGGCUAGCGACGGAUUCAACGUGAUGUACACAAGUACUGACACUCCAUAUAUAAUUGCCUACUGCCAUUUGGGAAACAAUGAAGAAGAAGAUCCACAUCGUGUUUGGUAUCAACCGCGUGUUCUUGACAUGAUCUACUGGAAAACUAUCGACAGAUUUGUUUGUGCUACCAACAAAGGAGUCUAUACGGUCGAGUAUAAUAACGGGAAGUUCAAAAUCCUACAUGCGAUUCGAAGCAAUACUUGGGACGAUGUACGCGUGGCGGCAAAUGAGAAUGAUCUGUGGGUAUGGCUUAAUCCUGGUAAGCGUGGUUCCGAUUCCAUUGAAAUCUAUUCAAACGCUUUUGAACAUACGCGUACGAUUAAAUUUGGAGGAUCGAUACCAGAUUCGUUCAGACGUGGAAUAAGUUUUUCUGUGGCAAAUAACUGCGUAGCAUCGAUUAAUACUCGUCCACAAAAUAAUGGGGAAGUAGUGCAGAUCAAUGUCUUAGAUCUUGAUAUGAAGCGUCUCAAAUCACAAGAUUUAGGUAGCUGUACUGGUUUGGUACAGAUUCGUACAGACGGAUACAACCAAUUUUUUAUUACUACUGGACAAAGAAGUGUUCAUUGCGUUUCAGUGCCUGGAAAGAAAAGCAUCAUUGCUAUAGAAUAUUCAGGCAAUACCAUCGCUGUAGUCAAUCGGCAAUGUCUGGUCAUUGGUGAUUCGAAUCAUGACUUAGAGCUAGUAGAGAUAUAA